AUGUCGAUAAGAGCUUUAUCAAGUUUUGAAAAAAAAGUCCUGAGUCAAACCUUAGACUCCAAAAGAAACGGUAUUUCAUAUACAGCAAGGUACGUUUCCAAAGUUGGCAGUAGUUCGGAUUCCACCUUGUCAGACGCUGCCACUUUACUUGCCACAAAAGAUAUAAGAUUGAACAUUGGAAUUGUUACAAGAGUCUUAGAGAGAUUAAUUAAGAAACACAUUGAGCUUUAUUCAACAAUUAAUGAAAAUUAUGAGUUCCAAAUAUUAACGAAAAUUAAACCAGAAGAUGUUAUAAGUGUAAUUACAUUUGAUACAUACAAAGAUGAACAAAUCAAUUGCCAUUCAGGUGCUCCACCAUACCUUUUACGUCAUAUUUUCAAUAAGGAGAAGUUUGAAUUAAAUAAACCCUUAUGGAAACUUUAUAUUAUUGAUGAAACAAUGAUCAUAUUCCAUGGGUUUGAUAUGUUAUUUGAUAUAUUUUCAGCAGCUAAUUUCCACAAAUUAUUUUUUGACGAAUUGAAUGAUUAUUUCCUAACAAAUACAUUCUCGAAAAGUAAUUCAAAACCUUUAGAUGUAGUUUUCAAAAUAAACGUUUCAGACAAAAAUUUUGUACCAAAUUUUGAAGAAUUCCCAAGAUCAAUUUUUGAUAAUCCAAAAUUACAUUUACCUGCAAUGACACCGGAUUUAUUUAAUUUACAAACUAAAUCGUUCUUCAAAACCAUUUAUUCAAACACAAUCAAAAAACCAAUCGAUUUGUUUAAUGGUAGUAACUCUCAUACUAAAAAUGAUAUAACGAGUCAAUUAAAAGAAUAUCAAACUCAUAAUUAUUUAGAUAUGUUAGGUAUAACGUCAUCAUUAUGUGGUACGACAGUAUUCGGAACUGUUUCACCAACACGUUAUAAUUAUUUGAAAGGGAUGAUGAAACAGGAUGAGAUUUGUUUGAGAAGCUUUAUUUGUGGUAUAGUUAUGAUUUGUCUUAAGCCAUCCAUUAAAAAUUACAGUGGGAAUAUUAUUUUCUCUAUACCGAUUAAUUUGAGGAAUUAUAUUGAUGGUGCUAAGAAUUUUGGUCUUUUUUAUAAAGAUGUAAAAAUUGAUUGUCCUUUAUCUUUGAUUGAUGAUAGAAAUUUCAAAUAUAAUGGGUAUAAGGAUUCUAGUAUACCUGAUGAGAAUGAUUUAGAAUUUAAUGAAAAAUUGUUAGAAUAUCAAUUUAAGCAAGUGACGGAAUUCAUUGAAAAUGUUAUUUUGGAGAGAUUGAAAAUAUGGGAAAAAUUCAAUUUUAAUGAUGAUGAUAUUAAAAGAAUGAAAUUUGAUCAUGAUGAAGUGUUAGGGCAAAAUUCCAAAAUUAUUCAAAUUAAUGAUACCACGGAAAUCAUGUUAGGAGAAAAUGAUAAUAAUAAUAAAGCUUUCACAUUAACGAAUCCAAAUUUUACAAGAACUUUAAGCGGUAAUGAAUUCAUGUCUGUAUCAUUUGCCAUUUGUGAGGAAACAGGACUUAAUGUCUGUAUUCAUUACCCUGAUGGUUAUAGUAUGGAAACAUUUGUGGAAUGUUUUCAAACUUUCAUUGAAGAAUGA
Naumovozyma dairenensis CBS 421 is the source of this 1572-nucleotide messenger RNA. It is a transcript of the gene PBI1, whose product is annotated as Pbi1p. Lineage: Eukaryota; Fungi; Ascomycota; Saccharomycetes; Saccharomycetales; Saccharomycetaceae. The transcript has a single exon. The coding region runs from base 1 to 1572 and encodes 523 amino acids. Gene Ontology annotation, molecular function: N-acetyltransferase activity. The record is from RefSeq and is a predicted model, not a curated record.